AUGGCCAGUGAUGCACGAAAGCUGCGUAAGGUGACACGCGCUUGUGAUGCGUGUAAAGCAAAAAAGAAAGCGUGUACAGGCACACUCCCUUGCGGCCCUUGCUCGCAGCGGCGGCUGUCAUGCACCUACAAUGCGGCUUACAACAGAGGUGUCGCCAUGAGCCCACUUUCUUCUGAUCACCAAAGCCACCAGAAAAAACGUCCAAGCUCCGCAAACUUCAGUUCAAACAGCAACCAGGACCAGGCCAUUGGCGAAUCUCGACAUCAGCAGUUUGCAACGGAGAUACCUUCCGAGAGCUGGGGCCAACCGCCAACCCCUCAUAGAUCUCCAGGUGUCGAGUUUGGCCAGGAUGCACCAGAUGAAUUUUCUGAGCCACCAAGAGAGACAGGCUCAACGAUUGUUGCUCCUCAGUACUGGGGGCCAACCUCGGCACAUUCCUUUCUUGGCCGCGUAGUUCAAGACCUACCCUCAACGCCCGCAAAAUUAUUACCCCAGCAAAAAAGCCAAGGGGCCUCAUCCAAUGUGUCAAUUUUCUCAUUUGGAGACAGGGUCGUUCCCGAAAUUAGCCCAGCGGAAUUUGAAUGGCCGACUCGAAGAGCAGCGGACAUCUUAAUCCGACGGUACUUUGACUUCGCUUCUCCGACCUAUAGAGUCCUCCACCAGCCAACAGUCGAAUUGAUGGUUCAUGAUCUUUUUGAAGGUGGUACCAAUGCAAAGGAAACCACUCUGGCGGCUGCUUCCAGGGCAACUCUACUCCUGAUAUUCAGCAUUGCGACAAUGUUUCAGCCAGACCACGAAGGGCGUAUCACAGACGCUGACACCUCUGGUUGGCAAAGAAGUGAAACUUAUUAUACGCGAGCAGAUUAUCUUCUACUACAUGAAAUGGGUGCACCAAGCUUGCCCUCAGUUCAAGCGCGCUUUCUGAUGGUACUCUAUCUUUUAAGUUCAUCGAGAGCUCAUAAAGCGUGGUUCACAUUUGGAACAACAGUCCAACUGAUGAUGGCCCUGGGCUAUCAUAGUAAAAGGCCACGUCUGGGUACCGAUCAAGAGGAUUUGAUUCAAAAGGAAUGCCAACGCCGGGUCCUUUGGUGCUCAUAUACAUUGGAUAAAUAUCUUAGUGUCAUAUUGGGCCGUCCCCGUCUUUGGCAAGACGAAGAUCUGGAAGAGGAUCUUCCUGAUCGAAUUAAUGACCAAGACUUAACCCGCCACGAAAAACGAAUUUCUAAGCGGGAUUGUUUGAUGGAUGCCCCUGUGUUUCAUACCGUGCUGGCUCGGAUUCUGACACAGGCUGCUAAAGAGCCCUAUGUGGUCACAGGCGUCUCUACCAAAGAGCAAAUCGAUAUCAUUAGACUCUUUUGCGGGCGAGUUGCCGAAUGGCAGGCUGAGCUACCGGCAUUUCUAUCAGGCAUUAUUCAGCCGGACAGCUUAGUCCCUGGACUGAGACGUCAGCUCACCGUUCUGCAGUUAGCGCGCUAUCAUACAUUGAUAUUCAUUACUCGGCCGCUGCUUCUCCGAAACUAUAGUCAGACCUGGCCAGAGUGCGAAGCAAAUUGCCAAUACUACCUUAGUUUGUGUUUGACAGCGGCACGAGACGCAAUCGAGUUGAUUCUUGCCUUUGUGCAAGAGAAGCAGCUUUUUCAGUCUUUUUGGUAUUCUCAGUAUAUUGCCUUCAACGCAUUAUCGAUUAUCUACCUUUACCUGAUACAAGUUCAGCGAGGUCGAAUUUCCCCAGUCAGUCUCCGUUUCGUCUCAACUCAGGAUGCACCUUUCGACUCCCCAUUGGAUGAAUCGACACUUUACAGAUUAUCAGAAACUGCACAAGCACACCUUGCCGAUGCCACUGUUCGCAAUGCGCCACCGUGGAGAUACAGCGUUAUAUUACAGGGCCUGCGCCGAGAGUUGACAAAGUUCCAAUACGGUAAUACUACCACUGGGGAUACUUCUCCUUCCGAAACCCACCAACGUGAUAUGAUUGCAUUUGCGCAAGCUGAACAGAAUGGGCCGGGUACGCAAGAGAUUCUUUCAAGGCAGGAUGAACCGGGCAUAUCCGGUCUUGAAAAUGACUCAUUUCUGCUUGAUCCGCAAACCGAACUAUUACUGGACAAUCUUGCGACCGACGAAGACUUGGUCCUUGAUUUCUGGCCGCAAUUUGAUAGCCUGCCUAUCUCUUAUCUUGUUUAG
Molecule: messenger RNA, 2181 nt
Organism: Penicillium nucicola
Lineage: Eukaryota; Fungi; Ascomycota; Eurotiomycetes; Eurotiales; Aspergillaceae
Exons: 3
Coding region: 1-2181 (726 amino acids)
Biological process (GO): positive regulation of transcription by RNA polymerase II; DNA-templated transcription
Cellular component (GO): nucleus
Molecular function (GO): zinc ion binding; sequence-specific DNA binding; DNA-binding transcription factor activity, RNA polymerase II-specific
Source: RefSeq, a predicted model, not a curated record